AAAAAGUUAUUACAUAAUACAAAUCUUGCAAUGUUUCUUUUCUUCAUAAAGAGAAAGACACCAAAAAAAAAUAUACUUAAAAAAAAAAAGACAGCUCGACCUUCAUCUUCCUCGUUAAUUCUUCCUCUUCUCUCACCUACCUCCACCAAUCUCUCUCUGUUCUCUGUGAAUAGAAUACGAAGAAGAAGAAAGAAAGAAAGAUCGAUCGAAGAGUGAUAAUUACAAGCCACCAACUAAAAUCCUUUCUUCAAUUCAACUCUACGCGUCGCUUAGUAGUACCCAAAAGUUUUAAUCUUUUUGAGUUUCCCCAACAGAAAAUCAUUAAUUACCCAUUACUAAUCCAUUUUUCUAGGUUUUCUCUUUUUCCCUGAAAAUUUUUCCUUAUUAAAGAUUGAUUCUUUAUUGCCAUAUUGAUUUUGACCUCUCCAUCACUGUUUUGAGAGAGUACCCAUCACUCCAAGAUUUGAUUUUUUUGGAUUAUCCUUUGAGAAAAUGGCUAAAGUUCUUAAAUCGAGCCAAUCAUGUCAUUUCCCUUCACCUUCAAGCUCUUCUUCUUCUUCUUCUACAUCAUGUGGAGGCAAUGAUGGUGGUAAUAGAGACCCACAUUCUCCUUUUAACAUUUCUCGUCGCGAGGAAGAAGAAGAGGAGGAGAGAAGCGAGAAAGAGAGAGAAAGAUUUGAGCUUUCUUCUGCAUUGGAGAUUUUAGUUUCUGCUAUUAGAAGGUCUGUGAUUGGUGGGUGUGUUGGUGAAGAGGAUCUUUGUUCAAUGGAGAUUGGUGUUCCCACAGAUGUUAGACAUGUCGCUCAUGUCACCUUUGAUCGUUUCCAUGGCUUCCUUGGCUUGCCUGUUGAGUUUGAACCUGAAGUCCCAAGACGAGCUCCUAGUGCAAGUGCUACCGUGUUUGGAGUCUCUACCGAGUCAAUGCAGCUAUCAUAUGAUACUAGAGGGAACGUCGUGCCUACUAUACUUUUGAUGAUGCAGAGUCACUUGUACAGUAGAGGCGGAUUGCGGGUAGAAGGAAUUUUCAGGAUUAAUGGUGAGAAUGCUCAAGAAGAGUACAUAAGGGAAGAGUUGAAUAAAGGUAUUAUACCUGAUAACAUCGAUGUCCACUGCUUAGCAAGUCUCAUUAAGGCUUGGUUUAGGGAACUUCCUAGUGGCGUUUUGGAUUCACUUUCACCAGAGCAAGUAAUGGAGUCUGAGAGUGAAGAUGAGUGUGUGGAACUUGUAAGGCUUCUCCCUUCAACAGAAGCUUCUUUGUUAGAUUGGGCUAUCAAUCUAAUGGCUGAUGUUGUUGAGAUGGAACAACUUAACAAGAUGAAUGCUCGAAACAUUGCCAUGGUUUUUGCACCUAACAUGACUCAGAUGUUGGAUCCAUUGACGGCUCUAAUGUAUGCUGUGCAAGUUAUGAACUUUCUUAAAACACUUAUUGUGAAGACGCUUAAAGACCGAAAAGAAUCUCGAGAUAAGUUGGUUCCAGCCUCAAAUCCGAGUCCUCGGGACCAUAAUGGUGAUCAGAGCAGCAGUAGACAGUUGUUGCAUCUCAUGAAAGCUAACAAGGGGGAAAGUUUAGACAACUUUGAGGCAGAGAUGAAAGACAAAGAAGAGUCUGCAGAUGAAGAAGAAGAAGAAGAAGAAUGUGUGGAAUCUCGAGAACUUGUUGACAUAAAAAAUUCUUCUCUGGUUAACAGCAACAAUGGAGGUUUUGGACAGAAACACAAUGGUUGGGAGGAGCAGAGAACCAUGUCGAAAGCGAGUAGUAUUGUGGGACGUGUGAACUACAGAGUUGAGCUAUUCGAAGCUUGGCGGUGAAAGAAAGGUUAAUUGUUGAUGUUUUUGAUCCAUCUUUUGGAUUUUCUUGAUUCGGGUUUUGUGGGAUGGAUGGAUAGAUGCUUUUGAAUUUUGAUGAUGGUUGCUUGUGUAUCAAGAAAUGCUACGUUUCUGCAUAUAAUGUCAAUGAUAAGUGUCUGUUUCUCUUCUUAA
Molecule: messenger RNA, 1980 nt
Organism: Arabidopsis lyrata subsp. lyrata
Lineage: Eukaryota; Viridiplantae; Streptophyta; Magnoliopsida; Brassicales; Brassicaceae
Product: rho GTPase-activating protein 4
Exons: 5
Coding region: 493-1809 (438 amino acids)
Biological process (GO): signal transduction
Molecular function (GO): GTPase activator activity
Source: RefSeq, a predicted model, not a curated record